This is a messenger RNA of Triticum aestivum (bread wheat), 1063 nucleotides long. RefSeq lists its product as uncharacterized. NCBI's taxonomy places the organism in Eukaryota, Viridiplantae, Streptophyta, Magnoliopsida, Poales, Poaceae. The record is from RefSeq and is a predicted model, not a curated record. Gene Ontology annotation, molecular function: protein binding. Bases 106 to 951 code for a protein of 281 amino acids. The transcript is spliced from 2 exons.
UUUGCCCUAGCUGGCCCGCCGCUCCAAGUUCCAUCCAUGCAUCCAGCACGCCGUCACUUGUAUUAGAUCCCACGCGCACAACUCCUAGAAAUCAUCGGUCACGCCAUGGCCAUCGCGGAGACCUCGCCCCUCCACCGGGUAAUCGACGCCCGCCGGUGGGACGCGGAGCGCCUCCUCGGCCGCCUCAUAGUCGUCGUCCACGCCGCCUUCCUCGACGCCGGCUUCGCGCCCCACGCCCACGGCGUCCCGAAGCACCGGCGGGUCCCGAGGCGGGUGGGCGCCACGGCCUCGACCCUGCCUCUCGUCUACGCCGCGCCGCGCCUGCCAGACGCCGCCGUCGCGCUGAGGAUGCGGACGCACGGGAUGCGGAUCGUGUUCUACGUGUGCGUGCCCAGGCUCGCACUGCCAGACCCAGGACCAGGAGUGCACUGGGCGUGCGUGGACGCGCUCGCCGCGGCGCCGCUAAUGUCCGGCGGCCUGGACGGCACGGCGCGCGCCCUGGCGGGCGUCGGCGCCUGCGGGCUGCCCGCGCUCUGGAGGGAGCUCGCGGAGAAGCUGUGCCGGGGCGCCCUCGUCGACCUUUGCCGUGAGAACGCGUUCGUGUCGCUCCCCGGCGAUGUCACGCUGGCAGUCCUGGCGAGGCUCGCCGACGUCUUGGACCUCUUGGGGGUGGCGAGCACUUGCACGGAGCUGAGGUGCCUCGUGGCCGACCACGACAGCGAGCUCUGGAAGCACAGGUACAAGGCCUUGUGCUCGCUGACAUGCUGCGACGACUCGCCUGAGACGAGCUGGAUGAAGGGGUGGUGCGAAGAGAAGCAGAUUUUUCUAAACGAAGAUGGUGUCACCUCCUUCGUAAUAGACUUCUGUUGGUUUAGUGCUGAGCUGCUGAGCAUUGGAAACAAGCCACAGUGCUUACUCCGGGAAAUUGUAUUCAAGCACAUAACGGGUUGAAGAUUAGGACCCCUUUGAAUUUGAACAAGACCAUGCUCAUUCUUUUUCAGAAAAUGGGUGGUUUGGUUGUUGAUACAUUAAUCAGAUAAAUUAGGUCGUAAGAUCGAAUCAA